Molecule: messenger RNA, 2489 nt
Organism: Nelumbo nucifera (sacred lotus)
Lineage: Eukaryota; Viridiplantae; Streptophyta; Magnoliopsida; Proteales; Nelumbonaceae
Source: RefSeq, a predicted model, not a curated record
AGUUGAUGGCUGAAUCUUUUCUCCCCGAUUUCAAAGUUCCAAGAACGACAAAAACAGAUCACGAAUCGACGAUAGACGGGUCACGUUGUUGCAAAUAAGCAUGGAUAGACAGACAGGCUCACACACUCGACACACUGCUUCACGUCUCAUUCACUCUUGGUCUCUAGAAACUCGUUCACAUGCCCCGUCCACAGCGCGACUUCACGCGAGCCGUAAGACUGAACAAGUGAACGUGGUUUAUGUUUAUGACAGUCGGCGGGUUUUCCUCGUAUCAUGACCACUCCUUCAGUUGAUGGCUGAAUCUUUUCUCCCCGAUUUCAAAGUUCCAAGAACGACAAAAACAGAUAACGAAUCGACGAUAGACGGGUCACGUUGUUGCAGAUAAGCAUGGAUAGACAGACAGGCUCACACACUCGACACUGCUGCACUUCUUGUCGUAGUCGUUAGAGUUGAAGAGUCCUGGUCGGAGCUCCCUUGAUGAACAUGUUGGCAUCUUGUUACCAGAGCUUUUUUAUUUGUCUUCUUCGCUUUCUUCACACUCCUUUGGCGUUGCGGUUUAACCUCACAAUAGUCAAUCCUGAAAAGGAAAGCCCAGCAGAAAAGUUACCUUUGCGGGAUUCAGGAGAUCAUUGAAACGACUGAAACGCUUUAAGUAUUGGUUUUCUUUGUUUAGGGUUCUGGGUUUUGUGAGUUGUUUGUUGGGGUUGCUGAAGAGUGGUGGGAAUGGCGGAUAAGGAUGUUCAGUUUUUCAUGGAGAAUGGAGAGGAUGAAGAGAUAGAGGAAAACAGGGGUGAUAGUGAUGAUAGUGAUGGUAGUGGCAGUGAUGUGGAGGCUGGGGAAGAGAGUGAGAAGGGUAAUGAGAGUUCGACUUCGUCUCCUUUCUUUUCUCAGCAGUGGCCGCAGAGUUACAGGGAAUCUACUGAUUCUUACACAAUUACUGUAUCACCAAACUUUGCAAUCCUUCGUCGUGGACCUAUUAUUAGAUAUUCAAGUUUUGACCUCCAUACUAGAAGUAAUUUGGACCUCGAUGCAAAAUCUCCUCUACUACCUGGUGUUGAAAGAUUGUAUCAGAGAGAAGACACAGACACAAACUUAAGAACCGAAUCAUUGUGGUCAGAAGGGAAGGUUUCCUUGCAUCAGCAGCUUACUGGGGAAGUACCCAUUGGUCAUGGAUGUAGCCUUACCCAGACUGUCUUCAAUGGAGUGAAUGUGUUGGCUGGUGUAGGGCUUCUUUCUACACCGUUCACAGUGAAAGAAGCUGGUUGGGCAAGCUUGGCUCUGCUGGUCCUUUUUGCUUGUAUUUGUUGUUAUACAGGUUUCCUCUUGAGAUACUGUUUUGAGAGCAGGGGAGGUAUCUUGAGCUAUCCGGAUAUUGGAGAAGCUGCCUUUGGAAAAUUUGGACGCCUCUUCAUAUCUAUUGUUUUGUACACAGAGUUAUAUUCAUAUUGUGUUGAAUUUAUUAUCUUGGAAGGGGAUAAUCUUACAAGGCUAUUCCCUGGUGCUUCUUUGGAUUGGGCUGGGUUUCAUAUUGAUUCCAUACAUCUCUUUGGACUUCUAACUGCUCUCAUUGUUCUGCCAACUGUUUGGUUAAGGGAUCUCCGUGUCAUUUCUUACCUUUCAGCUGGAGGGGUGAUUGCAACACUUUUGAUACUUCUCUCAGUUGUUUUUAUUGGUACAGUGGAUGGGGUUGGGUUCCAUUCAACUGGUUCAUUGGUGAAGUGGAGUGGUCUCCCAUUUGCUAUUGGGGUAUAUGGGUUUUGCUAUUCUGGACAUUCGGUGUUUCCAAAUAUUUACCAAUCGAUGUCUAACAAAAGAGAAUUUAACAAGGCAUUGAUAGCCUGCUUUCUCAUUUGUACUGCAAUAUAUUGGGGUGUUGCAGCCAUGGGAUAUCUCAUGUUUGGUGAAGCCACAUUGUCUCAGAUAACUCUGAAUAUGCCAAAGAAUGCAUUGGUUUCCAAAGUAGCAGUAUGGACAACUGUUAUCAAUCCUUUCACAAAAUAUGCCUUGUUGAUGAAUCCAUUGGCCAGGGGGUUGGAAGAGCUACUUCCUGUUGGAGUCUCUAAUAAUCCCUGGUGCUUUAUUAUGCUAAGAACAGCACUUGUCUUUUCAACUGUUUGUGUUGCUUUUCUUCUUCCAUUUUUUGGUCUUGUGAUGGCUUUAAUUGGUUCUCUCCUCAGUAUACUUGUGGCAGUUAUAAUGCCAGCUCUAUUUUUCAUAAAGAUUGUCAAGAAAGCAACACCAGUGCAGGUUACUCUGAGCAUUGGUAUAGCUGCAUUGGGAAUUAUCGGUGCAAUCCUAGGGACAUACUCUUCGGUGUCACAGAUUAUAAGGAAUUACUGAGAUUGUUGUACUGAUCCCAUGGUACAAUACUUCUGAAGUAUGGAUGUUCAUUGCCUAAUGAAGUUGUAUUUUUUGCAAGCUUUCUAUUAGUUCCAAAUAUAACAUCUAUACGAAAUAUGCCAAUGCUUGGAUUUUGGUGGCAUUUUACC